ACAGGACUGUGUCUCUUACAGCUUUAAAAGGCUCCUCUGGUGGUCAGUCAUCUCAUUUUUCUAUGAAAGAUGGACAGUUUCCUCUUCCUUCAACCUCUGCCACUCAAGACAAACUUGUUCAAGUGGAAAGUCACAAUCAAAGUUCAGAAGGCAGACCUGUUAUUGCUACUAGAGAUAAGAGGUCACCUUCCACUGUUUUGGGGGAUCACCAUUCUAAACCAUUGGGAGGAAGACUACUUCGUUUUGAUCACUAUGAAGUUCUAGGAUGCUCUUCUUGUGGUCACUCCUCUCACUCAUUUAUGGAAUAUGGACAGAGUCCUUUUCCUACAGCCUCUUUGACUCAAGACAAACCUGUUCAACAGAGCAGUUACACUCAGGGUUUAAGAAGUAGACCAGUUAUUGCAACUGGAGAUAAGAGGCCAGCUUCUACUGUUUUUGGUGAUCAUCGUUCUAAACAAUUCAGAGGAGAAGUGAAUAAAUAUGAUUUCUAUGAAGCCCUAAAGGGCACUUCUGUUGGUCAAUUGUCUCAUUCAUUAAUGGAUUAUGGAGAAGAACAUGUUGAACAGAGAACUCAAACCCAAGAUUACCCGGAGCAACUUGAGAAGCUGAUCAGACGAGAGUACAAAGGCACUGUACUGUGUCCCUUCCCUUGGUGUGAAGAUGAAUUGCAAUUCGAACUGUCCAAGAUCUUUACAAGACUGACGAUGGUUAGCCGGGAGAUAGAACGAACGAAGUUAACAAAUGACAUCGUCCAAAUGACUGAGGUCUAUAGACCAAUUAAGAAAUGUGACUGCAAACGGAAAUGUGAAUGUGAAAAUGAAAAACCAAGAGUGGCGUUGAUCGAGGGGCUACCUGGGAUGGGAAAAACCACCUACUGUCAGAAGCUUGCAUAUGAUUGGUCAGUGGGGAACAUUACAACUGAAUCUUCUUUUCCUAAACUGGACUUACUUCUUCGGCUGACUUGUCGUGACAUAGAGACUGACAACAUCGAGGCCGCUAUCGAAGCUCAGCUACUACCAAUUGAUGUAAACAAGAAAGACAAGGAAAUUUUUUUCCAAUUUAUUCGCCGAAAUCAAUCUAGAAUUUUGUUGGUGCUGGACGGCUUGGAUGAAUUACGAAAUGAUUUGUUUGAAAAAUAUUUGCCUUUGAUUAAAGGAAAAGCAUUUCCUUUUACCUUUGUUAUGUUAACUGCUCGACACGAGGUAGGGAUGAAAGUUCGACCACACUGUGACGCGCUGUUUGAGAUUGUAGGCUACACCAAAGACGAUGCCGACAGUUACAUCAAGAAGUACUUCAGAAAGCACGAGAAUCCAAGUCUUGCUGAGGCAUUGAUCAAGGAAAUAAACAAGGACUCACAGCUCAGGGAAUUGACUGCCUAUGCACUGAACACAGCUCUUCUGUGUCUUGUUUUUGAAGGUACAAAUGGAGUAUUACCUUACAACAGAACCAUGUUGUAUAUUGAAAUUGUUAAUUGUGUUCUUAGAAGUUAUCGUAUAAAUAGAUCAAUGAAAAGAAUCUCUUUGGACGACAAGAAUCUCGUAGAGGAGUACGCUGACCAGCUAAAUCAGUUAGGAAAGCUGGCCCUUAAAGCUCUUCUACAAGAUCAAUUAGGUUUCACUUUAGAGGAGCUGAAAAAUCAGUCAACCGAAUUUCUUGAUCUUGGAUUUCUUUCUCGGCAGGCCAGUAAGAGCAGAGACAAAGCGAAACCGACUUACGCUUUUAUCCACAAGACUUUUCAGGAGUAUUUCGCCGCAUUCCACAUGGCGCAUGAGUUGCUAACUGCUGACGGGGACAAGACCGCCCUGCUGAAACAACUUAGCCCUAUUUAUAGGUACUGGCAGGUGUGGAAGUUUCUCAUCACAAUGGCAGCAAGUAAAAGUGAUGAUACAGCUGCCUUAUUGGUUUCGAGUAUAUGCGAUUCCUUUCAGCAUGAAAAACCUGACCAAUUCUCUAGCGAUACUAAAUAUUUACGUUACGUAUUUGUUUUUGAAGAUACUAACUAUGAUUGGGAGUUAGAGCAACCGACAAUGGUACGCUUUCCAGUUGACGAGCAGUUUUCGUUCUUAUUGAAAAUAGUUGAUGCUAUUAUUCAAUGUGAACAACCUAAAAGUGAACUUAAACCUUACCAAAUCAAGAUGGCCGGUACGCUAGCACGCUGUUUUCCCAGGAAUAGAAUAACAGUGAAUCAUAGUGGUUCGGGCAUUACCUUUGACUGUCGAUUUCCAUUCGUUUUCUCUGAAUAUCUAAAGGCCAACUGCAAACUGAAGACAUUAGCUUGGCAAAACGACGUAUCAAAUGCAAAAUUAGACGAAUCAGUAGUAGCAGCACUUGCUGAUGUCCUAAAAACAAGUCACACUAUGUCGCACUUAUAUUUGACGGACUACUCGUACAUCAUAUCACUAACUCCCGCUCUUCAGGAGAAUCACACGCUAACGCAUUUAAAUGUGCGUAAAGCCAGACUAAGGGAUGUGGGAGCCAAAGAACUCGGAAAAGUUCUCCAGUCAAAUGACACUUUGACCCAUUUGUGCGUAGCUGAUAAUGAGAUAACACCUAACGGAAUUGAAGCUUUAGCAGAAGGUAUGAAGUCCAAUAAAGUAUUGGAACACUUUAAUAUCGGGAAGAAUGGGAUUGGUGAUAAGGGAGCCAAAGCACUUGGAAUACUUCUCCAGUCAAAUCACACUUUGACUUAUUUGUGCGCAGCUGAUAGUGAGAUAACACCUAUCGGAGUUGAAAACUUAGCAGAAGCUUUGAAGUCCAAUAAAGUAUUGAAGCACUUGAAUAUCGGAAAAAACAACAUUGGUGAUAAGGGUGCCAAAGCACUCGGAAUACUUCUCCAGUCAAAUCACACUUUGACUCAUUUGUGCGUAGCUGAUAAUAAGUUAACACUCAUCGGAGUUGAAGCAUUAGCAGAAGCGUUAAAGUUCAAUAGAGUGUUGGAGGACUUGAAUAUCGGACAGAAUGACAUUGGUGAUGGGGGAGCCGUAUCACUUUCACAAGUUUUGGAGUCUAACCGAACUUUAAGGUGCUUAAAUGUGAGUGGUGACAGUUUACAUGUGCGUAUUGGUGGUUGCGGGAUGAGAAGUAUACUACACGCUCUCCUGUAUAAUAGUUCGCUGACUUACCUAGAUAUUCAUGGACAUGGUUUUAAUGACUCAUUACUAACAGAACUUGGAAAGGCUCUUCAGUCAAAAUGUUCUCUGACUCACUUAUGCCUGGGGAAGGCGGACUCUUUUCCCGCAUCUCGCUUUGGUGAUUCAUCAGCAGCAGCGUUUUCAAAGGCUCUUCAGUCACAUGACACUCAGCUGACCCGUUUAGAUCUACGAUCUACCUCAAUCGUCUCAUCAUGUGUAAUAACGUUAGCAGAGGGUCUCAGGGUUAAUGGCACUCUUGAACGUUUAGAUUUGAGUCAAAACCACAUUGAAAAUCGAGGCGCAGUAGCUCUUGCACAGGCACUGAAAACAAAUCAAACCCUGACGCAUUUGCAGCUGAGAACAAACCCUAUCGGUGAUGACGGAGCUAAUGAAUUUGGAGAGCUUCUUCAGUGCAAUAAGACUUUGAUGUUUCUUGGCUUGUUAAGGAAUGUGAUUACUAUGCCAGGAAUAGACUUCUUCAAGGCUGACCUUCGUGACCUGAAGACUGCGAACGUUGAGGAUGCUAUUGAUGAUCAGCUAUCACCAAUUGAUGUAGACAAGAAAGUCAAGGAAAAGUUCUCUCAUUUCAUUCGCCACAAUCAAACUAGAAUCUUGUUUAUGCUUGACGGAUUGGAUGAAUUACCGAAGAAGCUGUUCGAAGAAUUUAUGCCUUUGAUUACAGAGAGAGUAUUUCCUUUGACCUACGUUACGUUAACAGCUCGACACGAAAAAGGGGUGAAAGUUCGGCAAUACUGUGACGCGCUGUUUGAGAUUGUGGGCUACACCAAAGAAGACGCAGACGAUUAUAUUACUAAGCACUUUAGCAGCCACGAGAAACCGAUUCUUGCUAAGAAACUAAUCACGGAAAUAGACAGGGACUCACAGCUUAGAGAAUUGACUGCUAGUGCGCUAAACACAGCUCUCCUAUGUCUUGGUUUUGAAGAUACAGGCGGAGUAUUUCCUUACAACAGAACCAUGUUAUCCGACUCGCUGCGCCUGGAGGGUUUGGAUAACAAAACGAUCGUUAUUCUUACACUCAGUGAAACUUGGCUAGAUGACUGCUAUGGAGAUUCUCGUGUUACUAUUCCGGGAUACAAUUGCAUUCGCCUGGAUAGGUCUAGAAUCAAAGAAGGAUUUGGCGGAGUAGCAAUCUAUGUAAAGGAGGGCUUGUCGGUUCGUGUUAGGAACGAUCUUCACUCAGCCGCAAAUAAUUGCCUUUGGAUUGAGCUAACGCGCACUAAAUGUCGCCCAGUAUUGAUUUGUUGUGCAUACAGAGCUCCCGUUUUUGACUUUGCGAACUAUAUUUCAAACUUGGAGAUAUCUAUGAUAAAAGUUAACCUGGAUAAAUGUGAUUUCGUGCUUCUUGGCGACCUUAAUGCAAAUAUGCUGCCAUAUUCAAGGAAGAAAGAAAAACAAGAGCUUAAAAAAAUUGCAAUUUCACACGAUCUUACGCAACUCAUUACUAAGGCUACCCGAGUGACGGAAACCUCUCAAAUUUUGCUUGACGUGAUUUUAGUGAACAAUUAUCACCGCAUCACUGACUCCGGUGUUGUUCCUGUUUCACUGAGUGAUCACUACCUCGUCCAUUGUGUUUUAAAAGCAGGUAUAAUUAAGGCACCACCAAAAACAAUUGAAUACCGCUCUUAUAAAAACUUUCAUGAGAACACCUUCCUAGCGGACUUGAAUAGCGUCCCAUGGCACGUUACUGAAAACGAGGAAGAUAUCGACGACGCCGUGUUUAUUUGGAAUCAAUUGUUCUCUGAAAUAGCUGACCUGGAUUCGUCUGUAAAAAGGCGAAGAAUACGAGGUGUUCCGCUCCCGUGGUUGAAUGAUAAAAUCAGCGAGGUGAUGAAAGAUCGUGAUUUUCACCAUCAGGCAAAAGGGGAUUCAGGGAAGAUCUGGAAGGCGGUGAAUGAGGUGUCUUCUCACAAGACUAAAUCCUCGAGCCCACAAUGUAUCGUAGCUGAUGGUGUUGAACACACCACUCCAGCCUCUAUUGCAUCCGUGCUCAACUAUUAUUUCGCUUCCAUUGGCAGAAGUCUUGCACAUAAAAUAUCAGCUACUGUUAUGUUCCCAGUCAGAUCGACCACGAAAUUACAGUAUUUCUCGCUUUACGAAGUUGAUGAGGAAACAGUACUCAAGCAUCUGCUUUCUCUGAAGACAAAUAAAGCUAUCGGCCUGGACAACAUCAGUGCGAGACUCUUAAAGUGUGGCGCGCGUGUUAUUUGUCCCUCGAUCACCAAGUUACUGAAUCUCUCUAUUCGCACUGGCAAUUUUGCUGAAAUAUGGAAAUGCUCAAAAGUGGCUGCACUUUUCAAAACUGGACAUAGGACAGAUGCGUCAAAUUAUCGUCCAAUUUCUAUUCUGCCAACGAUGAGUAAGAUACUGGAAAAAGUCGUCCACUUCCAAUUCUAUGACUUUCUACAUUCAAAUAACCUCAUUUCAAACAAACAAUUUGGCUUCCGUUCCAAACUGUCUACAACAUCAGCUCUCACCAGUUUUGCAGAUGAGGUCCUAUUGCAUAUGGAGAGUGGAGAACUGUGCGGUGCAGUGUUCUUGGAUUUGACCAAGGCAUUCGAUACCGUUGACCAUAAGAUCUUGUUAUCUAAAUUAUCGGCUAUCGGUGUCUCGCCCAGCACGCUUCAGUGGUUCAAGUCCUACCUGAGUCAUCGUAAACAGCGGACCUCCUGUGGUGAUGCUAUGUCUGACCCCCUCCCGAUGACCUNUAUAAAUAAUUGCAAAGUGACUUUGUAUGCUGAUGACACGGUCCUGUACUACUUUGCUAAGGAGCCACACCUGUUGGAAGAGGCACUGAAUGAUGAUCUCUUGCAAGUUGCCCAGUGGCUACAUGGAAAUAAGCUAACUUUGAAUCUUACUAAGACGAAAUCUCACAAUUAUUAA
Messenger RNA from Stylophora pistillata, 6032 nucleotides. RefSeq lists its product as uncharacterized. Gene Ontology annotation, molecular function: protein binding. The record is from RefSeq and is a predicted model, not a curated record. Lineage: Eukaryota; Metazoa; Cnidaria; Anthozoa; Scleractinia; Pocilloporidae.